Messenger RNA from Vigna angularis (adzuki bean), 1387 nucleotides. RefSeq lists its product as uncharacterized. The transcript is spliced from 2 exons. NCBI's taxonomy places the organism in Eukaryota, Viridiplantae, Streptophyta, Magnoliopsida, Fabales, Fabaceae. The coding region runs from base 635 to 1255 and encodes 206 amino acids. The record is from RefSeq and is a predicted model, not a curated record.
AGACAGCGUCUUCUUUAGGCGAUCAAUUUUGAAGAUGGUAUCAGAGCUCAGUCUAAAAUUUUACAUUCGAAAUAUUUCUCAAAGUUAAGGGCUGAAUCUCUCUCCCUGUGUUUUCAGUCUGGGAUUCUUGAAUAUGAUCGUAGAAAACACUGAAUAUGAACAAUGGUUUAAACUCCUCUUUUAAGUACACACAUUUCAUAUUAGUCCUCUGUUUGAUAGAUAUAAAAAUAAGAUACCCUUUUUAAUACUUAUCGCAAUUAUUACUGACCAGGUGAUUAAAUAUGUGUUUGCAAAAAUUUAUUUUAGAAACAUUUUUUUUUGACAAUAUAGUUUUAGUGUAAAUAUCACUAAAUCCAAGUUGGUUUGUCUAAACACACAUUAUUUUCAUUCCUUACUCUUUCAAAAUUAUAAGUUAAGAACAACAUUUCUUAAAUUUUAAGCUACUUUGGAUGGACACAGUCACAAAGGUCCAAAAAGUUAAACUGAGAGCAACAUCAGAAGCAACAAAGAAGCUUCCUAAUGUUGUGCAUUUCUUUACGAAAUUUCCUUGAUGACAUUCUCCUAGUCUUUAUGAGAAAAAGGUCUUGUCCUGGACUAGAAAAUAAAAUCAAUAGCAAAGCUUCUAUAUACCUAUAUGAAUUUCAUUCAAUUUCACAACAUGUACCCACCAUACUUCUACCCUUCUACUUUCUGUGGUGCAUUUGCAAUAAACUUCACUAAUUUGUGGUUUAACAGAAGAGGUAUUUCUAUUGAGCCAUUCUGUGAUCCUCCAAACUGCACUUCAAAUCUUAUGGCAGACUUUGGAGCUACACAAAGAACACCCUCCACCACCACGACACCUUCAUCAUCCACCUUAGACACUUAUGAACCAAAAGGGCAUCACGAAAAGUUAUACACUGAUUUCAAAAUUUACUGGCCCUUCAACAUGCCCUUGACUUCAGAAGUUGCAGCACUUCGUGUCAUCAGAAACUUGGAGAACCUUGGCUUAUACUACACACUCUUUGUGUGGAUCAUUCUCUUCAUUGUCCUCAUUCCUCAUCUGUUUGCAGCAAUAGUGCAGCUGAUUUUGACUGAGGCUGGGAUUCAUCUUGCAGUGACUUUGGCUUGUGCUGUGCCUUUGGUUUUGGUGCAUGCAGUUUUGUGGGUUAGUCACCAUGCCUUUGAGAUUGAGGAUGAUUCUUGUACCAGAGAAUUUGCUUCUGUUGCUUGUCAUAAUAGAUGUACGUGUGGAGCUAAGGGCAUAGAUAAUGUUUAAAGUUUGAUUUGUUGUGUACAUAUGGUUUUAAAUUGCCAUUGCAAGGUGGUAGGUAGCUGCGGAUUCUUUCAAAUUAAAGGAAAAAUGUUCAUAGUUAUGAUAUCUGUUUACUUAUAUAUAAUUUUCUUUGUA